UGCGCCAACGACCCCGAGGUGUUCGUCCAGGCAGCUCUCCUGGCUCAGGACUACUGCGAUGCGGUCGACUUGAACUUGGGCUGCCCGCAGAUGAUCGCCAAGAGGGGUCACUAUGGUGCCUUUCUACAAGAAGAGUGGGGCCUGCUCCAGAGGAUGAUUCUGCUGGCCCAUGACAGGCUGUCUGUUCCCGUCACCUGCAAAAUCCGAGUCUUCCCUGAAAUCGACAAGACUGUGAGGUACGCCCAGAUGCUGGAAGAGGCUGGCUGCCAGCUACUGACUGUGCAUGGACGCACCAAGGAGCAGAAGGGGCCCCUGGCAGGGGCCGCAUCCUGGGAGCACAUCAAGGCCGUGAGGAAGGCCGUGUCUAUCCCUGUGUUUGCCAAUGGCAACAUCCGGUGCCUGCAGGACGUCGAGCGGUGCAUUCAGGACACGGGUGUGCAGGGGGUCAUGAGUGCCGAGGGCCACCUGCACAACCCCGCCCUGUUUGAGGGCCGGAGCCCUGCUGUGUGGGAGCUGGCCCAGGAGUACCUGGACAUCGUCCAGCGGCACCCUUGCCCGCUGUCCUGCGUCCGGGCCCACCUCUUCAAGCUGUGGCACCACACGCUGCAGGUUCACCAGCCGCUGCGGGAAGAGCUGGCCAGGGUGAAGACCCUGGAGGGCAUCGCUGCCGUGAGCCAGGCGCUCAAGCUGCGUUGCCAGGAGGACAUGUGUGCACAGGAGCAGGGCGCAGGCCCUGCUGGCAGCCUGCCUUUCUUCCACUGGAUCUGCCAGCCUUGCGUCCGGCCAGGGCCCAGGGAGAGCGGCGCUGUCCGCAGCAAGCGCGCUCUGGAGGAGGAGGAGGAGGCGGAGGCCGUCAGCGGCACCGAGCGGCUGUCCAAGAACAAGCAGAAGCAGCAGCUGCAGAAUCCCCGCAAGACCUUUGACCCUUCUCUGAAACCAAAGUAUGCCAAGUGUGACCAGUGUGGAAACCCAAAGGGGAACAGGUGUGUGUUCAACCUGUGCCGCGCAUGCUGUAAGAAGCGGGCCUUCAGAGAGACGGCGGACUGUCCAGGUCACGGAUUGCUUUUUAAAACCAAAUUGGAGAAGUCACUGGCCUGGAAAGGGACUCAGCCUGGGCUGCAGGAGGCCCCGCGGGUGGGGCCUGGAGCGCCACCGGGCUGCUCCGAAGUCGUGGGCAGCGCCCGGGCUUGAGCGACUGGCAGAGCCGUCCCCAGCCUAGGACAUUGGCGGAACCCGGACACUUCCUUCAAAAGAAAUACUUUGCUCAGGGAAAUUCCCACUGACGUGAAAGGACACACUGAUGUCCCCCGGCCCAGGCCAGGGCCUGGCGAUGCUGCACCAGGGCCGGCCCCAGCCGGACCUGCUCCUCCCCCUCCUCAGUUUCCAGAGAGAACAAUAAACCAUUUCUAAAAAGGU
Molecule: messenger RNA, 1416 nt
Organism: Dipodomys ordii (Ord's kangaroo rat)
Lineage: Eukaryota; Metazoa; Chordata; Mammalia; Rodentia; Heteromyidae
Gene: Dus1l
Product: dihydrouridine synthase 1-like (S. cerevisiae)
Exons: 12
Coding region: 91-1191 (366 amino acids)
Molecular function (GO): tRNA dihydrouridine synthase activity
Source: RefSeq, a predicted model, not a curated record